UGGAAAGUCCCCACAAUUCACAGAAACAAACGUGUGUAUGUGUGUGAAACUGUCGCUAAGGUGGCGCAGAAGGUGUGUGAGAUGUUCCAGCAGUGUCAGCAGGACAGACUGACAGAGGUCAGAGAGCAGAUCAAGCAGCUGAUUCAGAAGAAGAGCGCUGGGAGAGCAAAGGCCACACCUGCCAAAACACCUGCUGCUGAUGAUGAUGAGAGUGAAGAUGAAGAGGAUAUGGAGUGUGAUGGAGGUGCAGCAGUGAAGGAGCAGCAUCUUCCUCCUCGGGCCGCGAGUCAUGAGGAAGAGGAUGAUGGCUGGACGGUUGUGCGCAGGAAGAAGUGACUGGACUUACAGUAUUAGGACUGAUGAAUUUCUUCAUUUAAUACAUUUUAAGGGCUUCUCUGUCUCUGCAGCUCUGAAUACUUCUGUAUUUACAACCGUGACAAACACAUGAAACCCACAGAAUGGUGCAUCUGACUAAUGUUAAAACAGAUGGAUUUCCUUACUGGACUUCUUCCAUGGGUUUCCUUUAUAAAUGCGUAGUUUGGGUACACAGUCUAAUGAAAUCAAUUUGUGUAUGCUUUGUAACUGGUCUGGUCUGGACAUUUUCAUGGUCUAGUUGUGGCCUAGCCACAACACUGAUCUUUGACUUCCUGUAACUCUUAUUUAUUACUUGUAGGUUAAUGCCUGCAAUGGUCCUUUAUCGCCCUCUAGUGUCACUAUAGUGUCACA
Sinocyclocheilus rhinocerous is the source of this 726-nucleotide messenger RNA. RefSeq names its product pre-rRNA-processing protein TSR2 homolog. NCBI's taxonomy places the organism in Eukaryota, Metazoa, Chordata, Actinopteri, Cypriniformes, Cyprinidae. The coding region runs from base 82 to 336 and encodes 84 amino acids. The record is from RefSeq and is a predicted model, not a curated record. The transcript has 2 exons.